Molecule: messenger RNA, 2851 nt
Organism: Eucalyptus grandis
Lineage: Eukaryota; Viridiplantae; Streptophyta; Magnoliopsida; Myrtales; Myrtaceae
Product: sucrose synthase
Exons: 15
Coding region: 207-2624 (805 amino acids)
Biological process (GO): sucrose metabolic process
Molecular function (GO): sucrose synthase activity
Source: RefSeq, a predicted model, not a curated record
UCUCUGCUCUGCUCUCUCAACAUCCCCUGUUCGAGUUUUCUCCUCCCCAUCGUUACUUCGUUGCGUUCGUUUUGUUGUUCGAGAUCUGUUCUCUGUCGGGUUCCGUUUUGCUUUCUUCUCUUCUGCUUUGCAAGAUUGCGGGAGAAAUCUUUGAGACAUUGCUCAAUUACCCUGAAUCUUGUUAAGGUUCUUGAGAGGAUUCAGACAUGGCGGAACGCUUGCUUACGCGUGUUCACAGCCUCCGUGAACGUUUGGAUGAGACCCUCUUGGCUCAUCGUAAUGACAUUUUGGCUUUCCUCACCAGGAUCGAAGCCAAAGGCAAGGGUAUCUUGCAGCAUCAUCAACUUAUUGCCGAGUUCGAGGUGAUCUCUGAGGAACAUAGGAAAAAGCUCAGUGAAGGAGCAUUUGGAGAAAUCUUGAGAUCCAGUCAGGAAGCAAUAGUCUUGCCUCCAUGGAUUGCCCUUGCUGUGCGUCCCAGGCCCGGUGUGUGGGAGUACAUUAGGGUAAAUAUCCACGCCCUUGUUGUUGAGGAGUUGCAAGUGACCGAGUUUCUUCAUUUCAAGGAAGAACUUGUCAAUGGAAAUUUGAAUGGAAACUUUGUGCUUGAAUUGGACUUUGAGCCAUUCACUGCUCAAUUUCCCCGCCCAACUCUUUCAAAGUCCAUUGGAAAUGGAGUGGAGUUCCUUAACCGCCACCUUUCGGCAAAGCUCUUCCAUGACAAGGAGAGCUUGCACCCUCUGCUUGAGUUUCUUCAAGUUCAUUGCUACAAAGGAAAGAACAUGAUGGUGAACACAAGAAUUCAAAAUGUCUUCUCCCUCCAACAUGUCCUGAGGAAGGCAGAGGAGUACCUUUCUGCCCUCAAACCUGAGACACCUUACUCUCAGUUCGAGCACAAGUUUCAGGAAAUUGGGCUAGAGAGGGGCUGGGGCGACACCGCCGAGCGUGUGCUUGAAAUGAUUCGGCUUCUGCUGGAUCUACUUGAGGCUCCCGAUCCAUGCACCCUUGAGAAUUUCUUGGGAAGAAUCCCCAUGGUCUUUAACGUUGUUAUCAUGUCACCUCACGGUUACUUUGCCCAAGACGACGUCCUCGGAUAUCCCGAUACCGGUGGCCAGGUUGUGUACAUCUUGGACCAAGUUCGUGCAUUGGAGAGUGAGAUGCUUCACCGUAUCAAACAACAAGGGCUGGAUAUUACUCCUCGGAUCCUCAUCGUCACUCGUCUUCUUCCUGAUGCAGUAGGAACCACGUGCAACCAGCGUCUUGAAAAGGUUUUUGGAACAGAAUACUCCCACAUUCUUCGAGUUCCCUUUAGAACGGAGAAAGGGAUGGUCCGCAAGUGGAUUUCACGAUUUGAAGUGUGGCCUUACUUGGAAACAUACACCGAGGAUGUCGCCAAUGAAAUUGCAGGAGAACUACAAGGCAAGCCCGAUCUGAUCAUUGGCAAUUACAGUGAUGGUAACAUUGUUGCUUCUUUGCUGGCCCAUAAGUUGGGCGUUACGCAGUGCACGAUAGCUCAUGCCCUUGAGAAGACCAAAUACCCGGAAUCUGACAUCUACUGGAAAAAGUUCGAGGAAAAAUAUCAUUUCUCUUGCCAGUUUACAGCAGAUCUCAUAGCCAUGAACCACACCGACUUUAUAAUCACCAGCACCUUCCAGGAGAUUGCCGGAAGCAAAGACACGGUUGGGCAAUAUGAGAGUCACACCGCUUUUACACUUCCUGGACUGUACCGAGUCGUCCAUGGCAUUGAUGUUUUCGAUCCCAAAUUCAACAUCGUGUCACCAGGAGCUGAUAUGAGCAUUUAUUUCUCCUACACAGAGGAGAAGCGGAGGUUGAAAUCUUUCCAUGCCGAGAUAGAAGAACUUCUGUUCAGCGAUGUGGAGAACAAGGAACACCUAUGCGUAUUGAAGGACCGGAACAAGCCAAUCUUGUUCACCAUGGCAAGACUGGACCGUGUCAAGAACUUGACGGGGCUGGUCGAGUGGUACGGAAAGAACACCCGCUUGAGAGAGCUGGUCAACUUGGUAGUGGUCGGUGGUGACCGGAGGAAGGAAUCUAAGGACUUGGAAGAGCAAGCCGAGAUGAAGAAGAUGUACGGGCUGAUUGAGACGUACAAUUUGAAUGGCCAGUUCAGGUGGAUCUCCUCCCAGAUGAACCGGGUGAGGAACGGAGAGCUUUACCGGUACAUCUGUGACAUGAGGGGAGCAUUUGUGCAGCCCGCUCUCUACGAGGCUUUUGGAUUGACCGUGGUGGAGGCCAUGACAUGUGGAUUGCCGACCUUUGCGACUUGCAAAGGCGGUCCUGCUGAGAUCAUUGUGCACGGCAAGUCCGGAUUCCACAUUGAUCCUUAUCACGGGGAUCAGGCAGCGGAGACCCUCGCCAACUUCUUCGAGAAGUGCAAGGUGGACCCAAGCCACUGGGACAAGAUCUCACAGGGGGCGAUGCAAAGAAUCAAGGAGAAGUAUACAUGGCAAAUUUACUCCGAGAGGCUGCUCAACUUGACGGCGGUGUACGGCUUCUGGAAGCACGUCUCGAAUCUCGACCGUCUCGAGAGCCGCCGCUACCUGGAAAUGUUCUAUGCCCUCAAGUAUCGGAAAUUGGCCGAGUCGGUUCCCCUUGCCGUUGAGUGAGUUAGAGGUGAACAAAAGGGCAGAUCUCAAGAGGCAGACAGCUUUAAAAUCUCUCGAGAGUUAAGGAAUAAUUGCCAUUGCAUUGGAUUGGAAGAGAGCCUUUUCUUUUGGAUUUCUUUUUGCAACUGCUUUCGUCAAUCUUUCUUUUCCUUCUUUCUGCUGUGAAUGUAUGUUGGGUUAGGUUCUUCAAAAAGUCAAUUAAAUGAAAUUUCCUUCUUCUUUUCCCA